Humulus lupulus (European hop) is the source of this 861-nucleotide messenger RNA. Its product is annotated as nascent polypeptide-associated complex subunit alpha-like protein 1. Gene Ontology annotation, cellular component: nascent polypeptide-associated complex; cytoplasm. Gene Ontology annotation, biological process: protein targeting to membrane. Lineage: Eukaryota; Viridiplantae; Streptophyta; Magnoliopsida; Rosales; Cannabaceae. The coding region runs from base 100 to 708 and encodes 202 amino acids. The transcript is spliced from 4 exons. The record is from RefSeq and is a predicted model, not a curated record.
CGUCUCAGUGGGGGCUUUAGGGUUUUGUGGAUUUCGUUACACCUUUCUCUUCUCUUCACUCCAAAGCUCAGAGGCGAAGCUUAAGCGAAAUCAUCAAUAAUGACUGCUCAGACCCAGGAAGAGCUUCUCGCUGCUCAUCUCGAACAGCAAAAGAUUGAUCCUGAUCAGCCUACUGUUGAGGAUGAUGACGACGAUGAUGAGGAUGAUGACGAUGAUGACAAGGAUGACGAUGAACUUGAAGGACAGCAUGAUGGAGAUGCAAGUGGUAGGUCAAAGCAGAGUAGAAGUGAGAAGAAAAGCCGAAAAGCUAUGUUGAAGCUUGGGAUGAAACCUAUCCCUGGUGUUAGCCGGGUGACCGUCAAAAAGAGCAAGAAUAUCUUGUUUGUCAUCUCAAAACCGGAUGUGUUCAAGAGUCCAACUUCAGAUACAUAUGUUAUCUUUGGAGAAGCUAAAAUUGAGGACUUGAGCUCACAACUCCAGACACAGGCUGCAGAGCAGUUCAAGGCGCCCGAUCUCAGCCAUGUGAUCUCCAAACCCGAGUCUUCAGCUACAGCCCAGGAUGACGAAGAUGAGGAUGAUACUGGAGUGGAGCCAAAGGAUAUCGAGUUGGUCAUGACACAAGCUGGUGUAUCCAGGUCAAAGGCAGUGAAAGCAUUGAAGGCUGCAGAUGGAGACAUUGUUACUGCUAUCAUGGAGCUUACCAACUAAGAAAAGUUGAAUUAAUUGUUGGUUCCCUCAUAGGUGUGCUCUUUUAAGUUUGAGAUGUUCUUUUAAUGUUAGUCUUUUUUGCAAUUCUGCCCUGUUGUAUGAGUUGAAAACUAAUAUAUGCCCUAUAUGGAUAAACAGUGCUCUUUUCUUCUC